AGAUAAACAAAUCAAUGUGAAAAUGAAGUACAUGUCUGCGUUAUACAGUUUGUUUGUAAAACCUCGCAUAACGCAGCUGAUGAAACAUGGUUGAGAUCUUCAUAUUAUUUUACUAAAGGUGAUGCAAAAUGGACAAGAGAUUACAUUUUGUAUUCCUGUGGUGUUUCCUCAUCUUAUAUUUUUGCACACAAAUAGAAGCACAGACUGGCGUUUGUAAGAAAGAUCCAUUGAUGUGCUGCCCAAAUUACAGAAGAGUUGGCAGGAAAUGCGAAGAAUGCUGGCCUGGAUCCUUUAGUUACAAUUGUAACAGUUCUUGUCCUUAUGGGCGUUAUGGGAAAUUUUGUCUUGAGAAAUGUAACUGCUCGCCAUGUGACAAGAUAUCGGGAUGUACACAAAAUUCAAGCUUACAGGAUGAGAACUCAGAUAACGUAACUUGGACAGUUACUGAAACCACUAUGCCAGAAUCAUCCCAAAUAGAACUUACCGUUACCGAGGACGCUGACUGGCUAAGUGUUGCCAUGUUUGUUUCCGGAAGUGCUGGUCUUUGUUUUGUAAUUGGCUUUGCAGCCCACCGUAAACUGAGGAAACGCAGAAACGAAAGGCGGUCGAAAUCACACCAGAGUGAUGAUGAUCAAAAUUUCACGAGACCACAAUUAAAUCCAAGUGCGAAUAACACAACAUUUGGAGAAUAUAUCGAAAACAUAAUAUCUGAAGAACCUCAUUUUCCCUCCAAAUACAAUAAUCGGACUGAAACACUUAAGUCUAACAAAAAUUUUCCAGACGAGGGAGCCUUAAAAGCCAGUAAAAUAUCAAAGAACGCUGAUACAUAUAGCAGGCCUACCUCUGAAAACAUAUAUAGCCAUCUUAACAUGGAUGCUUUGCCAUACAAUACAUUAAAUCUUAAAGUAGCUUCAGAAAAAGAGUCCAAUAUUGGAAUGUAUUCUACAUCUUACCAGAAAGUGACAUCCACAGAUAACAAUACUCACAAUGAAUUAGCGACUAAAUGUUCAACCCAAAGUAGUUUUCCCGAAGAUAUUUCAUCAGAAGUACAUGAAUAUUCAGCGCCUAAUGAGAAGGAUGCAAAAAUACAGAUGGAUGUUUUAAGCUUAGAGAACAAUUCUCAUACUGCUAAAUCAAACAUGCAAAAACCAAAAGCCUCUAUGACUGGAAAAGGUCAAAUGUCAUCAAAACGAAAACUCGAACAGAAAAAGCAUAUGAAUGAAAUGUCCAAAAUGUUGGAAAACUUUAAGCCAAAGACCGAGGAACAGGAAAACAAUUACUCAAAGGCAAGCAUAAUUCACCCAAAAAGACCUUCAAAAAAGACACAAAAUAAACUACUGAGAUAUAGUUUUGCUCCUUCUACAGAAAUUUCAUUAAAAAACUGAAAAAAGAAAGAAGGCUGUUGUAAACAAAAAAUAUAUAAUUGUAACAGCUACAAGAAAAAUACUUAUUAUUGACAUUUCUCUUUUCCUUCAUAUACAUGUAAUUGUCCUUUCAAGCACGGAAGAUGUAAGCUAAAUUUCUGUUUUCCGCCGUAGUGCAGAGGCAUGAAGAAACUAAAGAGCAGCUCCUUUUAUAAAGGAUAUUUAUAACUUUGCUACAGUUAUUAUCUUUUAUGAAUAAAAGAGAAAAGUA
Molecule: messenger RNA, 1635 nt
Organism: Saccostrea cuccullata (small rock oyster)
Lineage: Eukaryota; Metazoa; Mollusca; Bivalvia; Ostreida; Ostreidae
Exons: 7
Coding region: 129-1385 (418 amino acids)
Source: RefSeq, a predicted model, not a curated record